Molecule: messenger RNA, 6414 nt
Organism: Xiphias gladius (swordfish)
Lineage: Eukaryota; Metazoa; Chordata; Actinopteri; Istiophoriformes; Xiphiidae
Gene: ano10b
Product: anoctamin 10b
Exons: 15
Coding region: 1982-4084 (700 amino acids)
Biological process (GO): chloride transmembrane transport
Cellular component (GO): plasma membrane
Molecular function (GO): chloride channel activity
Source: RefSeq, a predicted model, not a curated record
ACCAAAAGAUCCUCCACACCCUGUGCAGUACCUCCGCAUUCUUGCCACACACACACACAGACAGAAAGCUGGGAGGAACACUUUGACGUGGGGAGUUUGGAGGGGGUGUGGGCCUGCUGUAAGACUGAAGACCAUAACAUCAUCAACGCCCUGCCAGGUGCUGUAUUUCCUGACUCAUGCUCUCUUUCACCCUAUAUGUCUCUCUCCUACUGUCACUGCCUUUUUAAGGAACUCAGUCACAAUAGGAAAUACUGAAGCGCUUUAAGUUCAGUCUCUCUGUUAGUGUUAUGCUGUCUUCCAUGAAUGUGUCUGUAGGUCAGUGUAUCUUCAAGCCCAGUUUUAAUGCAGUUUUUUUUUUUUUUAAUCUGCUGUUACUGCCGAAAGGAAAUUACUUCAUGUUCAGUCUCACUUGCAAAUCUAGAAGCUCCAUAACCUUUCUAACGUAACAGCUAUUACUGCAAAUGCAAAAACACAAAUAUUAACCAUUUGACUGCACUCAAAUAUGUAAGUGAUGGAUUCUAAAAAGUCUAUUGCAGUGCCUCAGAAAAAUGGUUACAAGAGAAAGUAGUGUUUGGUGGCACGCUAACCUCAAACAGGUACAGUAGAUAAGUUCUGAAUUCUUCUUAACAAAACUGUUUUUUAUAACUUCAUGACUUUUAAUCUAUUUGUAAAAGGAUUAUAGCCAAGUUAUGACAAUGAACUAAACUCUGUCCUGUCCAGGUUGAGUGUCUCAAAUCUUCAACAUUUUCAUGUACUGUAUUUUCUUCUAUAUUGUACCAUAAUUGUGUCACGAAACCUGAGAUUUUAUUGUAAAGAUUAGAUUGCAAGUAUUUUUAAGUUUUUAGGAUUAUAAUGACUUACAAGCUAUUGAGCCUGUUGUAUCCUUUAACUUGAAUCUACACUGUCAAGAAGAAAAAGAAAUAUGAGGAGUAAUAUAAUACAUGAAGUGAUGAAGUUCAGUGAUCACCAUAAUUAUUACCAUUUAUCCUAUGGGGCUAUAAAUGUGUGUUGUCCACUCAGAACUGUAAAUGUCUGUACAAAUUCUGCGCCAUUCUAUCCAAUAGAUCUUGAGAUAUUUCAAAGUGUAAGUGAAAACUUGACCUGCUGGUGGCGUUAGAGGUAAAGUCAGGAGAUCAGCAAUUUCAGAGGGAUUCAUCCUAUGGGCAACAUUAAUAUCUGUACCAUAUUUAAUGGCAAUGCAUCUAAUAGUUGUCAAGAAAUUUCACUCUAUGACAUUGCCAUCCCUAGGACCAUGGUACUAGCAUGGCUAAAAACGGGGGGGGGGGGGUAAUAAAUGCAGCAUUGCAAAGGAAGAAGAAAACCUCACAAUUCUUUUCACAUUUUCACAAACCAUGACUAGGUCUUUGAUGAUGUACCUCCCUAGAACUCCUGUCAGGUGAUGGUGAUGAUGAUAAUGAUGAUCAUGGUGUCAUAUCCAGCUCUGCUUCCUAGUUCAUGCAUUCUCUGUUCCAUUCAGUUGUGUGUAUUUCAUAUUUUACUUUGUCAUUUACCUUUUUUCCUCUUGUGUCAGAUCCCCACAUCCUGCCCUAAUGUGUUUCCCACCACUGUGUGUUGCCCCGCCCGUGAUUUGUUGCACCUCUGUCUCCCCUCUUCUAGUGUACUUAGUCUCUGUGCUCUCUUCCCUCUGUGCCAGUUCAUCUUCGUUCUCUGUGAAAAGUGUGCCAGCCUUUUCCUAGUGUCAAGUGUUCUCCAUGUGACUUCUUUCUAGUUUAUUGACCUCGCCUUAGCCUAGCCCUCUGGCUUUGCCUGCCUGUUCCUGUGUGCCUGCCUGUGCACCGAACAAUUCUUCUAGUAAAGACCUUGAGUUUUUUGGAACCCUUUUUCCUCUUUGAUUCCUUGCCGUGUGGUUACAGUUGUCUUAGAUGGAAGGAGUAAGGAUAAAAGCUCUGGUUUUAAUGGCCAUGAGCAACAACGGGGCAAACUAAAACUGCUAUUGUGAAUAUGUCCUCCCAGUCUCACCAUGAGUAAGGCUGGUGUUGAUGAAGGUGUAGGUGCUGGUGGCAGCAGCAGUGAAAAAGCCCAGCAACUGGAGGAUGAGAUUCCGGGGAGAAAGGUCCUGGGCAAACUGAGCGCUACCACCAUUGGACCAGGCUGGACUAAGGUCAGUUGCCUCUGCUGUGUGUUGGAGCGGGUCGAACCGUUGGUUCUGGUGAAGCUCGGAGAAAAGGUUCAGCCCGAGACAAAGAGGUGGCUCAUCAGACUAAUUGGAGCUUCUCAGAAAGAUGGAGGUGCUGCAUUACUGGCCCAUCCGGGCGAGGACGCCAGUGGUGACAUCAUCGUGGUUUCCGCCCCAUGCUGUACGUUACUACGAGCCACUGAAGAGUUGGGUCUGUGUAAGCCUUACCACAACGGGGACAUGUUGGCCUUCUCCUACAAUGACAGAGUCAACUUUAAAGAUUCAGACAAUAUGGAAGUGUUCCUGACGCUGGCGGAGCGACAGUACAUAGUGAAGUAUGAGCUGGACGGUUUGCGAGCGCAGAGAGAUUUGAGAAUACCUGGCCUGUCUGACAGCUGCAUGCUGCAAAAACGAGACAAUAUUUGGCAGAAGCUUGGGUCAGCUGGUGUGGUGGUGGACAUGUUUCCCCUCCACAGCCUGGACCAGCUGAAGGAUCUCAGUGAUGCCUGGUACUCUGGUAAUCAUCUGGCUCAGCCACUGGAUUCAGUCAAUGGGUAUUUUGGAAGCUCUGUGGCGUUCUACUUCAGCUUCCUUGAUUUCUACACCUGGUCUCUACUCCCACCAGCAAUACUGGGCCUAUCCAUCACAUACUUCUCAGGUGAGGUUCAGAAAGAGAUGGUGGAGUCAGUCUCGGGAUCACAGGACAAAAAUGUUGAAGAUGACUCAGGGCCAGCGAUAAGUGGUCACAUGAUCCAGGCCGUGUUCAGCAUGCUCUGGUCCACGGUGUUCAUGGAGCUGUGGAAACGUAGGAGCUCCUCUCUAUCCUACCGUUGGGGGACCCUGCACCUCGCUGAGCGCUUCGCAGAGCCCCGGCCUGGUUUCCACGGUGACCUUGGGGUCAACCCUGUGACAGGUCGUGUAGAGCCCCUCUUUCCUGAAUGGCAGAGAGACCUGCGUAUGGCAUUGGUGUCGGUCCCAGUGGUGGGGCUGUUUCUAGGGUUGGUGGUACUGGGUAUGGUUUGUUUUUACUGGGGAGAGGCUCAGGUGCAACAGCUACACAAAGACUGGGACUCCCUGGUGUCUCAGACUUUGCUCUACAUGCCCUCAGUGCUUCACAUCAUCUAUACAAACAUGCUAGCGAAUGUAUACAAGACGGUAGCAAGGUCUCUGACUGAAUAUGAGAACCACAGAGAGGAGUCAGCCUUCGAGAAGCAUCUGACAGCAAAAGUCUUAGUGUUCACCUUCUUUAACUACUUUGCUGUGCUCUUCCACGUUGCCUUCUUCAAGCAGGAUGUACCUUUGCUUCGUAAGCGUCUAGCAUCUUUGCUGAUAGUGACCCAGCUGGUGAACCAGGUGACGGAGGCGGUCAUACCCUUCCUGGUGGACCGUUUCAUCAGUGCCCCCCAUAGGACAGAGAGCAAAGAUGAUCCACAGGAGGACAAAUUUAGGAACCAAAGCACACUUCCUGCUUUCCCUGGUCUGUUUGCAGAAUACAUUGAGCUCCUGGUUCAGUUUGGGUAUUUGAGUCUUUUCUCCUGUGUGUAUCCUCUGACGGCAGUGCUGCUCCUCAUCAACAACCUAACAGAGAUCCGAUCGGAUGCGUAUAAGAUCUGCAAACUCUUCCGCAAACCAUUCUCCCCCCCUGUGGCUAACAUGGGCGUGUGGCAGACCGCUUUCGAGGUCCUGAGUUUUGUCUCUGUCGUGUCAAACUGCUGGCUGCUGCUGCUGUCACCACAGUUACAAGAGCUGUGUCAGGAGGGUGGGAUGAGCAGCAAAAACAUUCUGUUGUUGGCUGUUUUGGUGGAGCAUGUGCUCAUCUUGGCUAAGGUCAUUUUGUCUCUCCUAAUCCCUGAUGAACCGGACUGGAUCCGAAAAAAGAGAGAGCAUAUUGAAUACACAUCCAUGCAGGUUCUGAAACAGCAGAAACUGCAUUCUGAAGAGUCCUGAUUGUGUUUCAAAGUGUUGAGGUGGUGUUUUUUGUCAUAUUGUGCUGGGCUGCUACAACCAGAAGAUACAGUACCAUCCACAGUGUUGUGUGGACCUCUCCAGCUGGGCCAGCAAUGCAUACUGCUGGUAUCCCUAAUACUCCCUGUGUAUACUUUUAAAGCAUUUUAUGUUCUCUAAUUAACACAGUGUUUCUGCAAUGUACACACUUUGAAUUGCACCUUCAUAUUAAUCUACAUGUAGACUGUAAGUGCAAUUGAAACAACAGUUAAGUGUUUUUUUUUUCCAAUAUUAGACAGCAAAUGGAAUGUAUUGGCUAUGUGUACAUGUGCCCUCUAAAAAGAUUAUGUUACGAUAAAGGAGGUUUACACAAAGUUGUUCACAUUUAUUGAGACAGCUGAAAAGCUGUAAAAUAAGCAUGGCUAUAGUAUGUACAGUCAAUAUUUAGUAAGGGGCUGACAGGAAAGAGUAUUUAAUGUUACUGGCGGGAUCAAAUACAGACAGAUUACUUGACAAAAUGUCCCAGUUUUUCUCUGAACGAGGACUCUUUCAGAUGUGUUUUUGCUCAGUGCUACCACCUAGUGAUAAACUGCAGCUAGAGUUCAGGAUUAAUAAGUGGAGGACAGUAUCUUCAUUGGAGUGAUUAUCAUAACACAAAAAGCAAGAACCUGCUGACUUUCAAUAUAAAUGAAAGUCAGUCUUUAAACCUACUCUAAUCAGUUGUUUUCAGCUCUACUUAGCAUUUUAGCAUCUUUCAGCUCAUUGUUUUGGUUUUAAGGCCCGCAACUUAACCAAGAACCAUUUUGGUUCACUCUCACUGUUCUCAUCAGCAUUGUUUUUAGACGUAGCAGGCACCUGUUUUCAGUUUUAAAAAAAAACCUACCUGUUAAGUUAGCAGAUAAUUGGUGUAUAUUUUUCUUUAGCAGCUAAAGAGGUAGAUAUUUUUCUCAGCAGUUGGUAGAGAAUUGACUACAAUGCUAAAAGCAGAGUGAAUUUUGGACUUACAUUCAUCAGGCGAUUACAGAAACACAACCCCAAAUGAAUGCUAAUGUUGCUCCAUGUCUGCAGGCUAUAUAGUCUAAAUAGAGAACUGUUUGCUAACAUGUUAGCUAUAUCAACUUCAUAAGAUGACAAUAUGUCAGUGUAGCGUUAGCAGCUUUUUGCUGUGUCCUUACAUGGCCAAAAAAAUCAGUUUUUGCAGGUUUCUUUUCAGAAAAUCAUGAAUUUUGUCUAUCUGCCUUUAGUUAUUGAUAUUGAAAUGUGCAUAUUUGCUUUCUCUUUUGAGCUUUAGAUGGGAAUUGAUACCUGGAUAAGGAUGGAAACAAGAGGAAACAGCCUGGCUCUAUCACAAACUGACACAAUUUGACUAACAGCACCUCUACACCUCAAUAAUUAAAAUGUUUAUUUUAAUAAUGUUUUGGUUGUUUAAUCCAUGCAAAAACCAAAGUGUAAAAAUGUUAUGGCCAAGUAACAGUGCUGGACUUUUUUUUUGGCGUAGUGAGAUAUGACGUGUUAAUUAGUGAUUUGAGGAGGUGCUGGUACAGUGGGCAGAUUUUGUGACCUUUGGUUAGAGCUAUGCUAACUGUUUCACCCUUUGCGCUAAGCAAAGUAAGCCAUCUGCUGGCUGUAGCUACAUAUAUAUUGUACAGAUAUCAAAGUGGUAUCAAUCUCUUGGCAAGAAAACAAAUAAGCAUAUUUCCUAAAACGUCAAACUAUUCAUUUUCUGUAAAUGUUACAUAUGUAACUUGUAGAAAGGAAGAGUGCAUGUUGGCUCCAUCAAAUGGGGAAACACAGUUUAUAUUGUAAUCUUUUAAUUUAUACUUGCUGUCUUUAUUUUAAAAUAAAAAUUAUGUAUAUGCUUAGUGAGAAUCUAAGCUGGAAUGGAAAAAUACAAACUGUGUAGAGGGAGGUAACAGUGUUUUACAGUGGAGUGUUUUAGACAUUGAUUUAUAUAUUAUCUAUAAUAUUGGGGUUUUUAAGUGGAAUUGCAUACUGGUCAAAAGUCAUAUUCUUGUCCUAAUGUGACUCUAAACAAUAAUGCAUAAAUUCGUGAGAAACAAGUUUGUCUCUGAUGGAACAGAAAGAAAAAAGCAUCUCACUUGUAUCAUUCAUUCUGCCUCCUUUAAUAAUACUGUCCUUCCCUUAUUUUUCCUAAACUAAUCACACUACAGCUAUGGGAACAUGUUAAACUUCAAAUUGAAACUGUAAAAUAAAUUUAAUAUAAUUUAAUCAAUUAUGUGCCAAGAUUUAAGAUUUGCAUGUAAGUGAUGGGGAGCAACCAAAGAAUCAUUAUCUGCUUUGUUAUCAGAAAUAUAUUUUUUAUGUGUGGAUUU